CCACCGCCCCCGACUCCGCCCUCCGGACGCCGUCGCCGGGGCGAUCGGGCGCCAAGGCCCCGCCCCCGCCGCCCGGGAGCGUCAAGAUGGUGGCCGCGCUGCCGCAGACCGGGCCUGAUUUCCCUACAUUGUCCCAGGACCGUCCCAGACUGGUCUUCCCAGAUUCCUAUCUGCACCAGCCCGCCUCACGUUGCGCCCGCUCUUGUUGCCACGAACUCACCUAGGUCCGGAGUUAUUUUAUGUUUUCCUACUUCCCCUUCACUGGUUCCAACUCUGGACCAAACACUGUGCUGGGCCCUGUUGGGCUACGAAGAAGUUCCGGGUCUGCCCUCCCUAAAGGUUGUCCAUCUGCAUGGCGGCUGGCGUUUGUGAAGAGAUGGUUAAGAAGACACUCUCAGCAUGGUUCAGGAAUAAGUGGCUGCGGUGGCAUUGAAGGCUGAUCUUCCCCGAAAAUACCAAAGAAAAGUCCUGAGCUGGCGUCUUGAUACUUUUUUUCCCAUUGAGGAUUAAUUUACCGUGCCUUUUUUUUUUUUUUUUUUUUUUCAAUUUCUCUACAUCCUGCACCUUCUCCCACCAAGAAACAAACUGUGAAUUUAGGGUUGGGGAAAAAAAAAGGAGUACCCAGUGACUGCACCAAGUUUUAGCACAGCACAGCGUCUGUCUCUUUGGGACAAGUUAGGGAAUUCUAGGGCCGGCUGAAGCACAAGUAAGUGCUGGCUUGCUGUGAAAGCCCGGUCGGGGGAGCCAGCAGGCUAUUGUCAUGGUAAAUUUCACUAGGAGUGGAAGAAAGGUUGGUCAUCAAUCAAAAAACGAAGUAUGCCUUGGCAUUUUUGCAAUUUUCUCACUAGAUCGCAAGAUGCUUUUCCUUUUCUCCGAAAGAUACACUGAAACAUUUUUUAUGUGUGUGUUUGUGAAAUCAAAGCCAUCUUCAAAGUGACCGCGAAGGAAGCUUUUACAAACGGAGCCGGGAGACACUGACCGCUGGGGGCUGCGGUGAGAACCCGGAAUUCCCGCAGGAGGAUUUACACUCGGAAAAGCGCAAGUGAGAAAUCCUGCCGGGUCCAGCUGGGGAGAACAUGUUCCAUCUGGAAGAAUCCGUGUCUCCAGACCUCUCGGCUGGCCUGCGUGCGGCGUGGAGCGUGGGCUAACUUGUGCCUGCCUGGGUCUGCGUCAGACACUUUUUCACUUGCGGGAUCAUGUUUUUGGCGAGAUGAGGACCACGGCGAACUGCGAGGAGCCCAGGGCCGCGCUGGGCCCGGCCCCGGCCCCCCAGGGAAGGUACAUCUACCUGGAAGCCUUCCUGGAGGGAGGGGCUCCCUGGGGGUUCACUCUGAAAGGUGGCCUGGAGCACGGAGAACCAUUGAUCAUCUCUAAGAUCGAAGAAGGGGGCAAAGCCGACUCGCUCAGCUCAAGACUGCGGGCCGGGGACGAAGUCGUGCACAUCAAUGAGGUUGCGCUGAGCAGCUCCAGAAGGGAGGCCGUGUCCCUGGUGAAAGGAUCCUUCAAGACCCUGAGGCUGGUGGUGCGCAGAGAUGCGUGUGCAGACCCAGGCCAUGCGGACACUGGUGUGCCUAACUCCCUCAUCCCGGAGCCCCGCGCCUCUGAGCCCCAGCACAAGAAAGCAGCGUGGUCAGGAGGGGUUAAACUUCGGCUGAAGCACAGGCGUGGUGAACCUGCAGGCCGCCCCCACUCGUGGCAUACGACCAGAUCUGGGGAGACCCGAGCCGAUGCCAGCAUGAUGCAGGUAUCUCAGGGCACGAUUGGUCCUCCUUGGCACCAAAGCUACCAUUCCAGCUCCUCUACAAGUGACCUCUCCAGCUAUGACCACGCUUAUCUGAGGCGGAGCCCUGACCAGUGCAGCUCCCAGGGCAGCAUGGAGAGCCUGGAGCCCAGUGGCGGGUACCCAGCCUGCCAUCUUCUUUCCCCUGCCAAGUCCACCAGCAGCAUUGACCAGCUCAGCCACCUGCAUAACAAGAGAGACUCCGCUUACAGCUCCUUCUCCACCAGCUCCAGCAUCCUGGAGUACCCACCCCCUGGCAUCUCUGGCCGGGAGCGUUCAGGCUCCAUGGACACGACGUCUGCACGAGGUGGCCUCCUAGAAGGGAUGAGGCAGGCAGACAUUCGCUACGUCAAGACAGUCUAUGACACCCGGCGGGGAGUCUCGGCAGAGUACGAGGUGAACUCUUCCGCCCUGCUGCAUCCAGCCCGGGAGACCCGAGCACCAGCAGAUGGCCAGGGCUAUGAGAAAUGGCACAGUGCUCCCCGGGGCAAGGGAGCGCCACCCCCUUCCUGGAGCCAGCCGUGCCCCGGCUCCUUGGAGACUGCCGCUGACAACCCGCCCCUGAAAGCGGGCGCACCGCUGCCACCAGCUCGGAGUGACAGCUACGCGGCCUUUCGGCAGCGGGAGCGCCCCAGCUCCUGGUCCAGCCUAGAGCAGAAACGGUUCUGCCGGCCUCAAACAAACUCGGGCUCCCUAAAAUCUACAUUCGGAGAGGAACAGCUGCACACGGUGCUAGAGAAGAGUCCAGAGAACAGCCCUCCCGCGGUGCCCAAGCACCACUACACCCAGAAGGCCCAGCCUGGCCAGCCGCUGCUGCCCACCGGCAUCUACCCCGUGCCUUCCCUGGAGCCACACUUCGCCCAGGUGCCUCAGCCUCCUGUGAGCAGUAACGGCGUGCUCUACCCUGUGCUGGCCAAGGAGACAGCACACACAGCCCCUCGGGGGGCAGGCGGCAAGGCGGCCUCCUUUGAUGAGAAUGGGAACCAAAAUGGGGCUAGCAGGCCUGGGUUUGCCUUCUACCAGCCUCUCGAACAUGAUCCACUGUCCUCCGUGGAGAGGAAACCAGAAACUGCAGCCAAAUGCGUUCCCUACAAGGUCCAUUUCUCUUCAGUGCCUGAAAACGACGAGGACAUCUCCCAGAAGAGAGCUCUGGCCCCUCCCCAAGGCAGCAGCGCCUAUCCCAGUGAGAGAAAGGUCACUCACGGCCACCAGCCAUGUUCUAAUCACUACGGCCUCCCAUCCCCUCUGGCUCCAGUCCGGCCUGUGGGGGAGGACAAGCCAUCUUCCAGGCCCUCAGAACCCUGGGAGGCUGACUUCCGGGAAGACUACAAUGCCAACUUCCGGCGCAGGCUGGACAGAGAAGGCCUAGGCCAGGGCCUGUCCACCAGCUUUGGCAAGACCCUGUCAGCCUUCUCCUCUCUCCAGAACAUUCCUGACAGUCUAAGAAAGCAAAGCAGCCUGGAUCUAGGAGGGGGAGCGGAGGAAGGCGCCGGUGGCAGGCUCACCUGUGCAGCCAACGCCACGGUGGAAGACCCUGGAAGGAGGACCCUACCGGAGCACAGGGGCUCCCUGGACAGGUCGGUGUCCUAUCCGAGGCCAGAGGGGAGAACCAGUGCCUCGGCGUGCUUCCACAGUUCAGACCCGAGAUCCGGAGAGCCGCCGAGCCCAACACACCAGCAGACACCCAGUCUGGGCCGGAGGAGGCUCAGCUCCGGCAGCGCCUCUGCCCUGCAGGGCCUUCAGUACGGGAAGCCCCACAGCUCGGUGCUGGAGAAGGUGUCCCAGAUCGAGCAGCGAGAGCUGGGGAGCCAGAGAGCCCCGAGUGUGGGCAGCUCCGGCUACAGCCAUCACCACAGGCCCAACAGGACCGUCCCAAGUUCCAAUCCUUCCGCGAAUGGCCUGGAGGAGACAAAAGCCGACGUCCGGUUCUCCGAGUCUGCUGAGUCCUUGGGUAACGGGGAGCUACAUUUUGGAAACGGGGAGCCCCGGCUGGAAGAGAGUUCGUGGCAGCUGAGGAGGGGCAGCGCGGGGGGCCGAGGCCCUGCACCCUGGGCCCGGGAGCCCCCGAGGCCCGACGCCCGCCUGCUCCGCAGCCAGAGCACCUAUCAGCUCUAUAGCGAGGCCGAGGAGGAAGAGGAGGCCUCCUGGCGGGAGGCUCGGCCCAGCACGCCCGAGUCGCCCCCACUGGACGCCCCCUUCAGCCGCGCCUACCGCAACAGCAUCAAGGACGCGCAAUCCCGCGUCCUGGGGGCCACCUCCUUCCGGCGCCGCGACCUCGAGCUGGGGGCGCCCGGGGCGUCCAGGCCCUGGCGGCCGCGGCCGGCCUCGGCCCACGUCGGGCAGCGCAGCCCCGAGGCGCCUGCGCCCGCCCACGCCAACGCCCACGCGGCCGCGUCGCCGCACACGCCGCGGGAGCGCCACAGCGUGAGCCCGGCUGAGGGCGACGCGGGCCGGCCCGCGCUCCAGGCCUCCCGGCGAGGGGCGCGCCGGCGCCUGACCCCCGAGCAGAAGAAGCGCUCCUACUCGGAGCCCGAGAAGAUGAACGAGGUGGGCGUCUCGGAGGAGGCCGAGCCGGCGCCCGCGGGCCCGCCCAGGAAAGGGCUGCAUUUCCCCGAGAGCACCGUGGCCGACCGGCGCCGCGUCUUCGAGCGCGACGGAAGGGCCUCCUCGACGCUCAGCCUGUCGGGGCCCGAGCUGAAGCAGUUCCAGCAGAGCGCCUUGGCCGACUACAUCCAGCGCAAGACGGGCCGCAGGCCUUCCGCGGCCGGCGGCCCCCAGGAGCCCGCGCCGCUGCGGGAGCGCGCCCAGAGCACCUACCUCGCGCCGGGCCCCGCAGCGCUCGACGGCCCGGGGCUCGCCUCGGCCACCAGCCUGAGCUCGCUGCGGGAGCCGGCCCCGCAGCCCCGCAGGGAGGCCUCGGAGCUGCAGCUGCGGGGCCCCCGGGAUCGCAGCGGCUCCUUCGCCGGCGGUCGCCUCCUCGGGGAGCGACGACGCGCGGACCCCCAGACCCCGAGAGAGCUGCUGAGUGGCGCUCGCGGUGGACCCAGGGGGAUCCAGUGGCUGGACGGGACCCCGGGGGGGCCGUCUUACACGGGCUCCACGGCCGGCAGGGCCGGGAAGUCCGCGUCAGCCGAGGAUCUGCUGGAGCGCUCGGACAUGCUGGCCGCCCCGGUGCACGUGAGGUCCCGCUCGUCGCCCACCGCAGACCAGAAGCGCCAGGAUGUGCUUCUGGGAGAAGACAGUGGCUUCGAUCUGGUGAAGGACCCCUGUUACCUGGCUGGCGCUGAGUCCAGGUCACUGAGCUUUUCAGAACGAGGCCGCGAAGAGAGGCCCGGGCUCACCCACCAGCCUACCCCGCGCUGGGGCGGCUCAGGCUGCAGAGCCAGCGUUGGUGCCUCAGCGCCCCGCGAGUGUCCCGAGGCCGGGGAUCAGCAAAGGCACAUGGGCAGGGGGCCGUGCCCCCAGCCGCUGCCCACAGCCGCGCAAGGACAGCCGCUCGACCCCAGGCCCGGCCCGCCGGCCUCGCGCAGCUCCCCGCAGCCUUCACCUGUGCCCUCCGGUUACUGCACCCAGGCCGCUGCCGACCAGCAGGCGGGAUGGCAGCCUCUCCCACCCCACGCCCCCGCUGCGGCCCACAGGAGCGCCCGACGCCCAGAGCCUGGGGGCGAGGAGGGCCCGAGGAGGAGGGCGUCGCCGCCCCACUGGCCCCCUGCUGCCCGGGCGACGUGGGCCCUGGAGGGCCGCGAGGACAGCCUUCCCGGGGACCCGAAGCGCUGUGGGAACCAGCGGAGUCUGCCGAGCUCCUGCAGCACCUCUGACGCGGGCUCGCCCACCGGGAGAGUCUCGCUGCGGAUCUCCGAGUCAGCCCUGCGGGCCUCCCCGCCGCCCCGGGACAACGGGGACGAUGACGACGUGUUUGUGAAGGACUUGCACGCCAGGGCCGCCUCUAGCCCCGCGUUUGACGAUCUCCCCCCGCCGCCACCGCCUCCGCCGCCGCCGCCUCCGCUGAGCCAGGAAACCCCGCCGAACGGCGCCGACGACUUCCCCCCGCCGCCGCCCCCGCACGUGGCCGAUGCGGCGCCCACGGACAGCCCCGGCAGCUCCAGCAAACUGUCCAAGGUGACAGUGACAAGGGAGAGGCCUGUAGCUGGUGCAGCCCAUCUGGCGGAGAGUCAGAGACUGGACUCCAGACCCCACAUUUCGGCCCCAGGGUCAGGGCCCAGCGAGUCCACCCUGCCCUCCACUGCUGGGGGUCAGCCCUUACCCACUCCGCCCCUUGGCCAGCAGCCAAGUCCGGUGCAGCCUCCUCCCACCUGGACUCAGAGCCUCAGCCACGAGGCAGCCAGCGGAACUCAGGGUUUAGAAGAGGAAGGCGGUGCCCAUGGCCAGAAGACCUCAGAAGACAUCAGAACAGAGGCUCUGGCCAAGGAGAUCGUCCACCGAGACAGGUCCCUGGCCGACAUUUUGGAUCCGGACUCCAGGAUGAAGACAACGAUGGACCUCAUGGCGGGGCUGUUUCCCCGCGAGGCUCACGUGCUGAAGGAGAGCGGCGCGAAGAGGAAGGCCGUGCCCAGGGCCGUCGGCGAAGGCAAGAGGAGUGAAGACCGGGAGGUGGCGGGCGUGCUGGCCGCCUGCCCUGCUGCCUACUACAACGUGUCUGCACCCAAGGCUGAGCUGCUGAACAAAAUCAAAGAGAUGCCCGAGGAGGUGGCCGAGGCCGAGGAGCAGGUGGACGUCAAUGAGAAAAAGGCUGAGCUCAUUGGAAGCCUCACCCAAAAACUCGAGACCCUCCAGGAAGCCAAGGGGAGUCUGCUCAUGGACAUCAAGCUCAACAACGCCUUGGGGGAGGAGGUGGAGGCGUGGAUCAGCGAGCUCUGCAAGCCCAACGAGUUUGACAAGUACAAGAUGUUCAUUGGGGACCUGGACAAGGUGGUGAACCUGCUGCUGUCGCUCUCGGGGCGCCUGGCCCGCGUUGAGAACGUCCUCAGCGGCCUCGGAGAGGACGCCAGUAACGAAGAAAGGAGCUCUCUGCACCAGAAGAGGAAGAUCCUGGCCAGCCAGCACGAGGACGCCCGCGAGCUCAAGGAGAACCUGGACCGCCGCGAGCGCGUGGUGCUGGACAUCCUGGCCAACUACCUGUCGGAGGAGCAGCUCCAGGACUACCAGCACUUCGUGAAGAUGAAGUCCACGCUCCUCAUCGAGCAGCGGAAGCUGGACGACAAGAUCAAGCUGGGCCAGGAGCAGGUCAAGUGCCUGCUGGAGAGCCUGCCCUCGGGCUUCACCCCCAAGGCUGGGGCCCCGGCCCUGCCCCCGGCCCUCGCCGGCGAGCCUCCCCUCUAGGACGCCAGCCACACCGUCCCUUCCCUGAGCACUGUUUAAUCUGAGAGGCUGUUGCAGCACAGACGUUCAGACUGAAUGGGUGAUGGGUUCUCUGGGUGACAGGAAGUUUCCUCUCUAGCCCUCCCGAGAGCUUGAGUGCUGCUGGGAACGCGGCCUCUCGAUUGCUCUGUGGUAGGAGGAACGGUAACGACACCGGGAGACCCCAGGGUGGCGGGGGGUGUCGAUGGAUCCUUUAGUUUCUAACAAGCUGAGGCAACGUAGACCAGCAUGUGUCGCCCUUGGGCAUGUCCCCACGGCGGCCUUCCUGGCCCGGGGUUGGGGGAAGCAGUGUGUCCUGGCCACAGGUGCCAGUCCACAGAAGCAGGGUCUGCAACACAGAGCCUUAAAAAGACACACUCGCGAAGACAUGAGCCUUGCUGUUGUUAUUUAUAUUUUUUCAAGAUGACAGAGAUCAUUGUGUUUGUGUGCUAACCACUCACUUGAUUCAGCUUUGUGGUGGACCUAGAGUUCCGUCUCAGCUUUGUAUUUUGUGAAAACCUUAAUGAAGAAUUCCAAAGAUAGCCGCACCCCCAGCGUGGAGCCUCGCUUCUUCGUUACACGCUUGGCCUCUCCGGCUUUGCUGUACAAACACCAGGGGACGUCCACGCCUGGCUGCGUCCUUGGGGGGAGGAGUCCCAGUGUCUACUGCUGCCUGCUCUGCCACAGGAGGGAGGCUCUGUGCCGCAGGUCAGCCCAGCGUUCCGCGUGCUUCCUGGUGGUGGUGGGCAGGGCCGUGAAACCCCAAAUCCACAGUCAGGCUGUUUGCAUGACACUUUCCCAACCCCAUUGGCUACAUUCUUGAUUAGAAAUUCUCUCAGCUCCUGAAGACUGAUUGUGCACAGUCUUGUGUAGGUGACUCCUAAGCUCUGGCUGUAAGCUUCGUAAAACAGACGGGAAGUGCAAGGCAGGCGGGGGCUGGCCUCCGCUGUCACCGCCGGUGGAGGUGGCGGUGGGCUUGUACUUGGAGCCCGUGGCACAUCCCAGGCCGCGCCUGGGUGGGCUAGUUGGUUUCUUCGUGUGUCUGAUCCGUGGCUAAUCCCUUUCUUACUCGGGUUUGCAGAUACCAGGCAGCCAGCCAGAGUGAAACUUUCAGGGAGUCCGAGGACAAGCAUCCCCCAUGCCCUUGGUUUGACUCCGUCCAUUUUAGUGAAAUUUUAUCUUCUGGUUGAGAAUAUCCAAACUGUAGUUUUGGUCCCUAGUACCUUUGUCCUCUGAUUGCCGUAGAAACGAGAGACCACCCAGAAGUUUCUUGGGAGCGGUCAGCCAGCACUGCUGCCUUGUUCGUGGCUUAUGCGCUCCGUGACUGCACGGAUAGAAUUGAAGAAGGAACCUUGGUUCCCCAGGAGUGUCUUCGAAGCUGCCGUCCCAUACGGAGCCCCCAUCUCCUGGGAACCCAGGGGACCAGCAGCAGCACCCACAACCCCUGCACGGCUACAGAACAGCAGAGCAUCCAGCAGAUGUGUCCGGGGGCUGCGCUCCACCCCAGCUGGUGGGCAUCCUGGGUGUCCCGCUGCCCCCACGUGGGUCCUGCCAGUCAGAGCAGGCUGACGCAGCCGGCCAGCAUCCGCAGGGGAACCCUGGGCACCCAGAUUCCAAGCCUGUGUCUAGAGGACGCUGUGCACAUUGUCUUUGUCAAGGACUUUCGGAUCCAUAGCUGUAGAAGUCGUAACCCCACAGCAGAGACCCGCCCGGCUCACCCUCCUGGGGCUGUAGCCGCUCUUGUUAGGUGGAAAUGUUGAGUGAGGUUCCAAGUGGGACUUUGAAAUCUAAUUCCUAGGUGGAUGCGAUACUCACCAACCCGCUUGUCGGCGUUGAGAAAAGCAGCCUGUGUUUAUCCCUUUUUCCUUUUGCGUUGUUACUGUUAGGAUCGUCUAUAGUAAACACUACGCUUCCUCCUCACAGUGUCCUGCGCCCGGACCCUGAGUGCAGCGGUUAGGAGCGUGCCCGCUGGGCAGUCCCAGGAGGCAUGUGACAUCUCAGAAUUGCCCAUGACCGUGGUCAUUUGGGAGUCAAUCUUGGAAUAUUCCCAGUGAGGGUCUCCCAGAGACCUGUGAAGCCGCAGGAAGGGACAGGGCCUCCACGCCCUGGGGCUCGGGAGAAGUCCCUGGGCAGGUUGCCGGCCGACCGCCCACUCGGCCCCCACUUCUCCACGCACUGUCGAAACCACGCCUGUUCUGCUUCACUCCAGGGGAACCAACGCUGCCGGUUGCAUUAUCCGCACACCUGGUUUCCAGACUGGAGAAUGAGCGAGUCUUGGGUCAACCCGAGAAUCGGUGGCUGUCUCCGCAGUUGAGGGUGAGGGUUUAACAGGUGCUGCAUGGAAGCAAAUGGAGAGGAGCAGCCGGGACCGCCUACUAGGUCCUUCCUGUUCCUGCUUUGUUCACAUCUGAUCAGAGGCAGGGGCUUUGAGCUCCACCUUCAAAUUUCAUUUAUUGAGAUCCCGGGCUUUUUUCUAGAGGCCUGGGAAACGUGGGCUUUUUUAUAUAUGGUCCCAGACUUGCUUGUCUUUGGUUUAGUUGUCCAUGAGAGUGCUGGCUUUAUUCUGUCAGGUUGAAAUUAUUUUUUCUGUAUUAAGUUGGAAUUAUUUAAGGACAUGAGGUUUAUUUAUGUUACUACUGGAAGGAAGAAGGAACAUUGGUCAGAAAUAAUUUACUAAUCUUCAGUAAGGCAUAAAGUGGUCACAGGGGCCAUUCUACCCAGUAGAAGAUUAUUUAGGAUAAAGUAUUUAUUGCUGCCUUAACCCUUUGGGAUAAAGCAUGGGAUAAAAUGAUAAAGGCCAUUUUAAAAUCAGAGGGUACAUGAACAGUUUUCUUACUUCUAAAUCAAAACCUUUUAAUAAAAAUUGUUGAAAUUCA
Messenger RNA from Oryctolagus cuniculus (rabbit), 10014 nucleotides. RefSeq names its product shroom family member 3 (gene SHROOM3). NCBI's taxonomy places the organism in Eukaryota, Metazoa, Chordata, Mammalia, Lagomorpha, Leporidae. The record is from RefSeq and is a predicted model, not a curated record. Gene Ontology annotation, biological process: actin filament organization. Gene Ontology annotation, molecular function: actin filament binding. Gene Ontology annotation, cellular component: adherens junction; apical junction complex; apical plasma membrane.